CUUUAAACAACCUUUUCCUCGCAGAUAACAGCAGCAGCUCUUUUUUAGAUCACUUUCUUUUUGUUUUUCGCCGUGUAACUCACUUGAGUAUUUGUUUAAUUUUCCAGAGAACCAUUUAUCAUACAGCACUUUUCUUUUUUCGUCAUUUUUUCUGUUCACGCCACAUAUAAUUAAUUUCCUGCUGCGAGAAGAUGGGGAUUACCUACAGAAUCUAUUUAGACAUGGAACAGCAUCAAUACCACAAAAUAUAUGCAUGUUCAAAAUGUAAAAGCCACCUAACUACGGCCCAACGAUUGAUAUCGAAGGAUUUUCAUGGGCUUCAUGGAAAAGCUUAUUUAUUUGAUAAAGUUGUGAAUGUGAAGGUUUCUAACGAGCAAGAAGAAAGAAUCAUGACAACAGGCAGGCAUUGUAUUAGUUUCAUCGCUUGUGCCAACUGUGAGAGGGACUUGGGAUGGAAAUAUGUAAGAGCAUAUGAGCCAGAUCAAAAGUACAAGGAAGGAAAGUAUAUCUUAGAAAAGUGCUCACUUCGAAUGCUGAAUUCUCCAAUAUCGUAAAAAAAGAAAAAGAUUUCCUUAUCAGAUAAUUCCCAAACCAUUUACACCCCAGCCAGCUGGCUGAAAUUGUAAAGAACCUCCUUUCAGCUUUUUCAAUUUGGCUUUUUUUUUUUUUCUUUCCC
Messenger RNA from Mycotypha africana, 676 nucleotides. RefSeq names its product yippee zinc-binding/DNA-binding /Mis18, centromere assembly-domain-containing protein. Lineage: Eukaryota; Fungi; Mucoromycota; Mucoromycetes; Mucorales; Mycotyphaceae. Bases 192 to 554 code for a protein of 120 amino acids. The record is from RefSeq and is a predicted model, not a curated record. The transcript has 5 exons. Gene Ontology annotation, cellular component: ubiquitin ligase complex.